AUGGGAUGUCUUGAGAAUGUGAAUGAAUUUGGUGUGUUGGAGCCCAUCAACCGUAACGAAUCCUUCUCUUGUCUACGAGGAUAUCACUACUGCGAUAGCUAUGACGAGGAUGAUAAGAAAUGCUGUGAUAUCAAUGAGUGCAGUGGGCCUAACAAAGUGGAAUGUGGAAGACAUACCACGUGCAUUAACACUAAUGGGAAUUACUACUGCAGCUGCAUAGACGGAUUCAACUCCAGCAUGGGGAAGGAAGGCUUCAUGAAUGCCACUGAGGCCACAUGCAGUGUUAUGCAAGAGGCAUUAACAGCCAGAUUGCAAAGUGGAUUAUCGUAUAUUGCAGAUAUUGAUGAGUGCCAAGAGCGUAACAAAUGUGGAAAUAACACUGAGUGUGUGAACACCCCUGGGAGCUACACCUGCCAUUGCAAAGCAGGAUUCCAGAAAGACUUCAAGAAUGCCAGUGUGGUCAUAUGCAAUGACAUUGACGAGUGCCAGCAAAAUGCCUCCAUCUGUGAACCCAAUGGAAGUUGCAUCAACACAAUAGGGGAUUACCUGUGUAAAUGCAAGCCGGGAUUUGGGAAGAGCUCAAAGGACGAUAGAAAGAUAUGCAAAGAUAUUGAUGAGUGUGCCACUAAGCCUUGCAGUGAAGGUGCCAGUUGCAAGAACUAUCCAGGGGGAUUCUGGUGUCAAUGUCUGCCUGGAUAUAUCAGCUACACUGAAGCUAUCCCUGGGAGUAAACCAAAGAGCAGUUGCAAGCCAUUCUCCUGUUCUGCAUCUUCAAGCAAUAAUUGUUCAGAUGGACAGACAUUCAUCUGCAACUUUACAGGACAAUUGGAUAGCAUCUGCAAUUCAUCAUGGAGUGCACAGAACCAUAGAGAUAAAGAGAUACUCCUGAAGGAUAUGCUGCAUCUGCUGGAUGAACAAGUGAGCUCAUCUGCACUGAAGAGUGAAAGCAAGGAGGAAAGACACCACAAAGUCACUGAACUGAUGAGAGAGGUAGAGUCCUGGCUCCGGCAUUUUUCAGCCACCCUGGCCAACACGUCCAUAAGCAUUGAGUCCAGCAAAGGCACAGAGCUGGACAUGGAGAUCAGAACAGCUGGAAACCUCAGACAAAGCUCCGUGUCACUGCUGCAGAACGAAACACAAAUGGAGUUAAGCUGGAAUGUUUCAAACAGAGAAGACAAAGCCUUCAGUCUGAUAGGCCUGCUCACAUAUCAGAGCCUCGGGCCUCUUCUGACUGGAGCUCGUAUUGAGGGGAGCGAACGGGAGGCACGCCAACCCAGCUAUGAAAUAAUACUGUCCAAGGUGGCAGCAGCUUUUAUAGGCCAUGAAAACACCAUGUCCUUGAACAUCUCCGUGAAUUUUACUUUCAACCAUACAGAAGCUGUACCUGCCAACCUCAGUUCCUCCUCCAGCAGAAAACUUGAACAGAGGUUGAUUUGUGCCUUCUGGGAGCCUGUCAAUCAGAGCUGGUCUACAGAAGGCUGUGAACUCUUGGAAACAAAUGGCAACAGCACCCGCUGCAAGUGCGACCAUCUGACCAGCUUUGCUGUGCUUAUGGCCUUCUAUGAGGUGGAGGACCCGGGACUGGAGGUCAUCACCAAGAUUGGGCUGAUUUUCUCCCUGAUCUGCUUGUUCCUGUCCAUCCUCACCUUCCUGUUUUGUCGCUCCAUCCGAGGCAUCCGCACCACCAUCCACCUCCACCUCUGCCUGACACUCUUUGCUGCCCAUGUCAUCUUCCUGGUGGGUGCUGGGAACACUGUCAAUAAGACAGCAUGUGCAAUAGUGGCUGGGCUGCUGCACUACUUUUUCCUGUCUGCCUUCUGCUGGAUGUUACUGGAAGGUGUGGAGCUGUACCUGAUGGUUGUUCAGGUCUUCAGAACCCCCAGUCUCAAGCACUGGCACCAUAUGCUCGUGGGAUAUGGUGUCCCAGCGGUCAUGGUGGGCAUCGCAGCGGCCAUCAACCACCAGGGCUACGGCACAGAAAAACACUGCUGGCUCUCAAUGGAACAUGGUUUUCUAUGGAGCUUCUUGGCACCUGUCUGUCUCAUCAUCCUGAUCAAUUCCAUUGUCUUUGUGGUUACUAUCUGGAAGCUUACUAAGAAAUUUGCUGACAUCAAUCCUGACAUGAAUCAACUGAAAAAGCAAAAGGUGCUUGUGAUCACAGCCAUUGCUCAGCUCUGUAUUUUGGGCACCACCUGGAUCUUCGGCAUGUUUCAGUUCAGUGAUCACAGUCUUGUCAUGUCCUACAUCUACACCAUCCUCAACAGCUUACAGGGACUCUUCAUCUUCGUCCUGCAUUGCCUGCUCAAGAAACAGGUGCGUGAUGACUACUGCCGACUGUUUUGCCAGCGCGGAAGUGGCAAGCCCCAGAGUAGUGACAAGUAUUCAGAGUUCAAUUCUACAGCAACUUUCAACACAUUGCGGCCACAGAAGUCUUCUCAAGAAUCUGGAAUAUAGCAAUUGCUCCUGAAACAUGUUCCAAAAUUGCAGCUUUGCACAUGAGAAAUACAUCCCAUCAUUCCAGUAGCCUUUUUGCUGGUGGAGCUACACUGCUACAGGCCCGCUGCAGCAAGGACGAUAAAACUGCAUGGAGGCUGCCAAGAGCCUGUGUAGGAUCCUACAAAGGCGGGUUCAAGAACUGGACCAAUAGUAUUAAGCUGAUGUUGCUACCGGACAGAUGCUGCCUCUGCAGAAAACUUCUUUCUUCUCUGUGCUGGUACAAAGAGACUCGUCUCCCAGCUGAAGCAAGUCUAUAAAAACAAGGGUACUUGUGCACAUGACACUUUCAGAGACCCUUUCAAGAGAGAGCAUUUGGUGCCAGUUGGGUACACGGACCCUGUGCAUCACAUGCUGGUACUGGCUGAUCAGAAAUUUGAAUUUUGCAUAGAUGGCACACACAGCCACUGGAAUUGUAGAGCAAGUAGAGUUUAUCUCCCUAGUCACUCCAUGCUCUUCAGAGACUGCUCCACAGGCUUCUGUACCAUAACCAACUACUAUAAAUUCUUUUCCAACUGAGUUUCUAGAGUGGUAAUUAUCCAGUUGCAGCAAGGAAACUUUCAGUACUUGAAAAUCUGUACCUCUGGUAUACUUUUGGCUUUUACUCCUUAUGCCCGUGUGCAUAUAUGUAACGUUAGGUGCAAAACACACUUCAUACUGCUGAUGUACUAGGCACUAAUUCCCCAAAGCUUGUGAUGCGAUACUUCUGUCAGCUUCUCUACAUUCUAAAUCUCACGCAUUUGCUCUUAAGCAUGAAUCCACAAUUGUUCAGUGCAGCAACAAGCAGUCUAGUUAAGGAGAAAUAUAUUCUACAUACAGCACGUCCCUGUGUGGAAGGACAAACAUUGACCAGAAAUGGGAGGUGUGCCCCUACCAUAUCACAGCUUUGGCACACAGCUUCACUGGAUUGUUGCUAGUAGCCCUGAACCUAAUUGACCAACUUUUUUUUUAGUAUGAUUCCCUCACUGGCUAAAGGUCAGCCAAAACGGAGGCUUCAUGGAGGUGGAAAACCACUCUGGGAGCUGUGUUACAUAAUUCAGCAAUUAUCUUCUGCGCUGAAUA
This is a messenger RNA of Eublepharis macularius, 3555 nucleotides long. Its product is annotated as adhesion G protein-coupled receptor E5-like. Gene Ontology annotation, cellular component: membrane. The record is from RefSeq and is a predicted model, not a curated record. The transcript is spliced from 19 exons. Gene Ontology annotation, biological process: adenylate cyclase-activating G protein-coupled receptor signaling pathway; cell surface receptor signaling pathway. Lineage: Eukaryota; Metazoa; Chordata; Lepidosauria; Squamata; Eublepharidae. Gene Ontology annotation, molecular function: G protein-coupled receptor activity; calcium ion binding. The coding region runs from base 1 to 2454 and encodes 817 amino acids.